AUGAAAGAACUUGGCGAUACUAGGCUGUACUCACCUGAUCAAUGUAGAACUCAACUUCGACUUCUAGACGCGAAAAAACAACAGCGUGAUCGUUCAAGUGAAUCGCCAUCUGCUAUGUCUGACCCUGCUCCCAUGACAUCUACCGUGUCUCGAAAACGAUCUCGAACUCAGUCCUUAGAUUAUGAGACUGACAGUGAGGAGGCGACCUUUUAG
Molecule: messenger RNA, 213 nt
Organism: Penicillium digitatum Pd1
Lineage: Eukaryota; Fungi; Ascomycota; Eurotiomycetes; Eurotiales; Aspergillaceae
Source: RefSeq, a predicted model, not a curated record